Morone saxatilis (striped sea-bass) is the source of this 2853-nucleotide messenger RNA. RefSeq names its product LYN proto-oncogene, Src family tyrosine kinase (gene lyn). Gene Ontology annotation, biological process: cell differentiation; protein phosphorylation; innate immune response. Gene Ontology annotation, cellular component: extrinsic component of cytoplasmic side of plasma membrane. Gene Ontology annotation, molecular function: signaling receptor binding; ATP binding; non-membrane spanning protein tyrosine kinase activity. The transcript has 13 exons. Bases 174 to 1715 code for a protein of 513 amino acids. The record is from RefSeq and is a predicted model, not a curated record. Lineage: Eukaryota; Metazoa; Chordata; Actinopteri; Moronidae.
GAAGUUCCUCAUUCUGGUGGCUGAGAGUAACAGUCCUGUCUGUCGACCGGCUGGCCCACUUGCCAAAUACAGCCAGUCUGUCAGUCCGCCAAUCUGAUGAAAAACACAGAGAAGAAAGCUGAGGACUAAAAACUGUUUCCUUAUCCAGGGAUAUACUCACUCAGAGAGGCAGGAUGGGCUGUAUGAAGUCCACGCUGAGCGAAGGUCUGAGCGGAGUUGUGGAGGGGAAGAUGAGCCAGCAGCCUGUACGUACUGAGCAAACGCACUAUGUCAGAGACCCCACCUCCAAUACAAAAAACAACAUAUUGCAGAAUACCUCCCUGUUACCCGGUCAGGUGUUCCAAAAGCUGGAAGAGCAAAAGGGGGUUGGUAAAACAAUGGUCAGCCUUUACCCGUAUGAAGCUGUGCAUCCCGACGACUUAGGAUUCAAGAAGGGGGAGAAGAUGAAGAUCUUAGAGGAGCAUGGGGAGUGGUGGAAAGCAAGGUCACUGACAACCAACAAAGAAGGAUUCAUCCCAUCCAAUUAUGUUGCCCAAGCUGACACCAUGGAAACAGAAGAGUGGUUUUUCAAGGACAUCACGAGAAAGGAUGCAGAGAGGCAGCUGUUGGCUCCUGCUAACAAACCAGGCUCUUAUCUUAUCAGGGAAAGUGAAACAUCAAAAGGAAGCUACUCAUUGUCCAUCAGAGACGUAGACUCUCAGGGGACAGAUUCAGUCAAACACUAUAAGAUCAGGAUGAUGGAUAAUGGCGGCUUCUACAUCUCUCCUAAAAUCUCCUUCAGUGACAUCAGCGCCAUGAUCAAACAUUACCACAACAAAGCGGAUGGCCUGUGUCGCAAACUGGACCGUUCCUGUGUAAAACCCAAAGCUCAGAAGCCGUGGGAUAAAGACGCCUGGGAGAUUUCCAAAGAUUCUAUUAAGAUGGUGAAGAAACUCGGAGCUGGUCAGUUUGGAGAAGUCUGGAUGGCUUACUACAACAACACAACCAAAGUAGCGGUGAAGACGCUGAAGCCAGGCACCAUGACGGUUGAAGCAUUCAUGGAUGAAGCUAACGUCAUGAAGACACUGCAGCACGAGAGGCUGGUGCGGCUCUACGCUGUUGUCACCAAGAUAGAACCCAUCUACAUCAUCACUGAGUUUAUGGCAAACGGGAGCCUCCUGGACUUCUUGAAGAGCGACACAGGGUGCAAAGUGCAACUCCCCAAGCUCAUCGAUUUCUCAGCGCAGAUAGCGGAGGGCAUGGCGUACAUAGAGAAGAAGAAUUAUAUUCACAGAGACCUGAGGGCGGCUAAUGUCCUGGUGUCAGAGAGUCUGCUCUGUAAAAUUGCAGAUUUUGGACUGGCAAGAGUCAUAGAGGACGACGAAUACUCUGCCAGAGAGGGAGCCAAAUUCCCCAUUAAGUGGACCGCUCCCGAGGCCAUUAACUACGGCUCAUUCACCAUCAAGUCAGAUAUGUGGUCCUUCGGAGUUCUGCUCUAUGAGAUUAUAACCUACGGGAAAAUCCCAUACCCAGGUAUGACUAAAGCAGAGGUGAUGUCCUCGCUGCAGCGCGGCUACCGGAUGCCUCAGCCAGACAACUGUCCUGCUGAGCUCUAUGAGAUCAUGAUGUCCUGCUGGAGGAACAAGCCUGAAGACAGGCCCACCUUUGAUUACAUGCAGAGUGUGCUGGAUGACUUCUACACCGCCACAGAGGCACAGUACCAGCAUCAACCAUAGAGAGGGACACUGUAUAUUUGGAGCCACUUAUGGUUUUGUAAUAUUUGUAUAUAUGCACAUUCUAUAUACAUUUAUAUACUGUACAUCUUUAAUAUGUGCUUUUGAGAACAUACAGUAUGCAGGUUCCAAAAUAUAUUAUAGAUACUCAAAAUUUUAUUUGUUUGUACAAAUACUAUAUUUACUGCAGUUUAAUUUCACUUGAAGCAUACUCUGAGGUAUAGAGAGGGAUUUUGCACAAAAUUGCUAAAAACAAAUGAGCAUUUAUUUUAUUUUUACUUUUUGACACUAGAGUCUUGUGCCUAGACAUUUCUAUAUUUGGAAAUAAACGGUUAAAUUUAAAUGAUGUUUGCAUAAAGAGGGACUGAAUGAGCCUGCAAAGGUAGGACAGAAUUUUGGAAGGUUACUAUAUUGAUUUCUGUACGAACAGCUGCCUCAUAGAGACUCGGUCUGUGUAAAUAAAGUGGCAACAUGAAAAAGGGACAUGCUGCAUUAGGAAUAUAACUGUUAAAAUAACAGGUAAAGCAAUUACCUCUUUUAUACUGUAAAAAGCAUAGGAUUUAAAGUGUCUACAGACUCUGUAAUAAUAACAUUUCCGUUUGGGGUAAUAAUUAACAGGGAAGGUAUUAGAGCAAAUCAUGUUCUACAAAAAAAUAUACAUGUAAGCUUAUGACUAUCCAUUUUACAUUUCAUGACUAAUCAUUUCAGAAGCUGUUCAACUGAUUAGGACUACAAGUGAGUUGUUUCUGUUUGCUUGCCAUUUCAUUGACCAGUUGAAGGGUUGAUCACCUUUAAGUCCACUUCAUAUUGAAGUGCUGUAGCUCUUGUUUGUUUUGUAGGACCAUGUCAUCAUUUCAAAUAUGGUAUUAUAUAAUCAAACGUGUAAUCUGGAUUUUGAGGUUGCACUUGAGUAAAAAUAACUUCAAUUUAAACUUAACGUUAAUUGUACAGAGGCAUGACAUACAAUGACUUUAUAUGGACUAUUUUGAACAUUAGAACUCCGAGCUGUGUGUGUGUGUGUUUGUCUUUUUAAUGAUCAUUUGAGUUGUGUACUCAUUGCUAUUUGAAACAAUAGCGUGUAUAUUUUGUAUGGACUAAAAUUGUGUGCAGUAAAUUUUAUUCCGUGUUGGAUUUCUUUGUA